This is a messenger RNA of Plenodomus lingam JN3, 858 nucleotides long. The record is from RefSeq and is a predicted model, not a curated record. Lineage: Eukaryota; Fungi; Ascomycota; Dothideomycetes; Pleosporales; Leptosphaeriaceae.
AUGGCUGUUACGAAAGCACACCCCGGUGUGAAGGCUCAUAUCAUUGUCAAUGGUACUCGGCUUGUUGAGUUCGACGACGAUGAUGCGGAGGCUGGCGAUAAUAGAGUGAGCAAAUAUGUUGAGUGCCAGUCUGGUGCUGAGUUUGAGGUCCUAUGCAAGGUCUCGCGACCCUGGCCUCGCUGCGAUCUCGCACUCCAUGUCUAUUGUGAUGGGAAGUGGGCAGCAGGCAGGCUCAUUUGUAAGAAAGACCAGAACGGGAAGGCUGUAUCAGAAACGAUCAAUGGGCAUAAUUAUGGCCGCGACAAUGACUGGCACCUAGAGAAGUUCUGCUUCUCCGAGUUGACUAUUGAUACUUCUGGGGCACCCACUGUCAAAGACACAUCGAUGAAAAAGCUAGAAGAGCUGGGCGAGAUCACCCUGAAAGUUCAUCGUGUCAAAAUCACGAAGCCGUCAGGGAAAGUUUGUAUCUCAAAAGAUCAUUUGGGUCUGAGUAGCGUUCCUGAGAAAGCUCUGAAAGGUCGGGCUCUCUCGCACCAGUCAAGGUCCACAACAGUCGCCCUUCAGUCGCUCCUUAUCAUUCCACGGACACCUAGUCCAGUCCCACUCGAAGAGAGAGAACUCGAUACAUUGACACCAGAAGAGUCGCUUGAACUGAUCCGCCGAAUGCGUGAACGCGAAUUAUCAUCUGUUGCUAUCAAACGCGAAAGGAUGAAACGCGAACACAGUUGCGAGAGAAACGGCACUGAAAUUAAAGCAGGAGACAGCGUUAGUGGUGAGAAAUCAUUUGUCUCGAGCAAGCGAAGAUGCCUGCCAGCCACUAUCAACAAAGAUGGUUUCGAGAUUAUUGACUUGACUUGA